UGGUUUCUCGUGCGAGUGGCGCGAUACGGUGCCCUUCCGAGGUGAAGGGGAAGGGUGGCCUGUCGUCGGCAUUUCUCGACUUAAGUUCACAUCGAGCUUGAAUAUGGUGAAAAAUUGCAGCAGCGGGAGCGUUAAAAUAAUCUGGCGCACUAGCAGAAGUCUGCCGUUGCUCAGCAAGCUUCAUCUUCUGCAGCGCUGGGACGAGAAUGUGGCCAAAAGCAGUGCUCUGAGCAGCCCUGACUGGCUGGGCUACGGGGUCGCAGGUGAGCCAUGUCUUUCCAUUCCGGACGAGGAUGUCCCCGUGGCCAGGGGGGACCAGGAGCACGGCCUUCAACACAGACCUACCGACCUCAGAACCUACGGCAGCUUCACCCUCAGCAGCCCUCCGUGCAGUACCAGUAUGACCAGCAAAAUGCCCCUCCAACAACCUAUUCGAACCCUCCAGCCACUGGUUACAUGCCUCCUAGGCCAGACUUUGUGCCGUAUCCUCCUCCAGUGCCCCCUUCCUCACAGAAUCCCAUUAGCCAGUGUCCCAUGAGGCCGCCUUUUCCAAGCCAUCAGAUGAGGCAGAGUUUCCCAGUGCCUCCGUGCUUCCCUCCCGCUCCUCCACCAGUGCCAAAUCCUAGCAACACCCCCGUGCCAGGAGCUCCUACUGGGCAAAACACAUUUCCUUACAUGAUGCCGCCUCCCACAGUACCACAUCCUCCCCCACCCCCAGUCAUACCGCAGCAAGUCAGCUACCAGCCCGUUUACUCCGCAGGGUAUUCGCAGCAGUCAUUCCCACCUCCUAACUUCAACAGCUAUCAGCAGAAUUCCAGCUCUUUUCAGAGCAACGCUACCAAUAGUGGUGGUAGCAGCAGCCAUUUUCGGCACACGGGUCAGUACCAGGGAGAGAAGUCGCAAAGCGAUCGACGGUCUCCAGAGAGGAGCAAGCACUACGAGGAGCACCGGCAUCGUGAGCACGGGCACAUCCACAGUGACAGGCAUCGGUCCAACAACCACGGGGACCGUCGAGAUCGAGGCCGGAGUCCAGAUAGGAGGAGGCAAGAAAGCAGUCGGCACCGGGCGGAUUAUGACAGAGGAAGGAUAUCACCUCACCAUAGAAGUUAUGAGCGUAGCAGGGAGCGGGAAAGGGAGAGGCAUAGGCACCGUGAUAGCAGAAGAUCACCGUCACCAGACAGGUCCUACAAAAAGGAUUACAAGAGAACAGGAAGCCGCUCUCCAAGUAGAGAGAGAAAGAGACCUCGAUGGGAGGAGGACAGAGAAAGGUGGUCUGAGAACCAGAGUGCCAGCAAAGAGAAGAAUUAUACCACUAUCAAAGACAAAGAGUCGGAGGAGAAUGCAUCUGAAAAAAAUGAAGAGGAAGAUGAUGAAUUACUUAAGCCAGUCUGGGUUCGCUGUACCCAUUCCGAAAGCUAUUAUUCUAAUGACCCUAUGGAUCAAGUGGGGGACUCUACUGUGGUAGGAACAAGCAAGCUCAGAGAUCUGUAUGAAAAGUUUGAAGAGGAGUUAGGAAGGCGGCAGGCCAAGGCCAAAGCAGCCAGGCCACCAUGGGAGCCACCAAAGACCAAGCUAGAUGAAGAUUUAGAGAGCUCCAGUGACUCAGACUGUGACUCUGAUGACGACAGCAGCUGCUCUAGCAGUUCGGAUUCUGAAGUUUUUGACGUCAUUGCAGAAAUUAAGCGUAAAAAAGCACACCCUGAUCGUCUUCAUGAAGAGCUGUGGUACAACGAUCCGGGACAGAUGAAUGAUGGACCACUGUGUAAGUGCAGCGCGAAAGCCCGACGAACAGGAAUAAGACAUGGCAUUUAUCCUGGCGAAGAGCCCAUUAAGCCGUGUCGCCCCAUGACCAACAAUGCUGGAAGACUAUACCACUAUCGAAUUACAGUGUCACCUCCCACAAACUUCCUAACAGACAGACCUACUGUUAUUGAAUAUGAUGACCAUGAAUAUAUCUUUGAAGGUUUCUCCAUGUUUGCGCAUGCCCCAUUGACAAACAUUCCCUUAUGUAAAGUAAUCAGAUUUAACAUUGACUACACAAUUCAUUUCAUUGAGGAGAUGAUGCCUGAGAAUUUUUGUGUGAGAGGGCUUGAGCUGUUCUCUUCUUAUCUAUUCAAAGAUAUUUUGGAGCUCUAUGACUGGAAUCUUAAAGGUCCUUUGCUUGAUAACGAUUCUGCUUGCUGCUCCAGAUUUCACUUCAUGCCGCGAUUUGUGAGAUUUCUUCCAGAUGGAGGGAAAGAAGUACUGUCAAUGCAUCAGAUUCUUCUCUACUUGUUACGAUGCAAUAAAGCUCUGGUGCCUGAAGAGGAGAUUGCCAACAUGCUUCAGUGGGAAGAACUGGAAUGGCAGAAAUACGCAGAGGAAUGCAAAGGGAUGAUCGUUACCAGCCCUGGCAUGAAACCCAGCUCAGUUCGUAUCGAUCAACUGGACCGUGAACAGUUCAAUCCUGAUGUAAUUACUUUCCCCAUUAUUGUCCACUUUGGGAUACGACCUGCUCAACUCAGUUAUGCUGGAGAUCCUCAAUACCAAAAGCUGUGGAAGAGUUACGUGAAGCUGCGUCACCUGCUGGCCAACAGUCCCAAAGUCAAACAGGCUGAUAAACAGAAAUUAUCACAAAGAGAGGAAGCACUGCAGAAGAUCCGGCAGAAGAACACGAUGAGACGUGAGGUGACUGUGGAGCUGAGCAGCCAGGGCUUCUGGAAAACCGGGAUUCGCUCUGACGUCUGCCAGCAUGCAAUGAUGCUUCCUGUCCUCACCCACCAUAUUCGCUACCAUCAGUGUCUGAUGCAUUUGGACAAAUUGAUAGGCUACACUUUUCGAGAUAGGUGCUUGCUGCAGCUUGCCAUGACUCAUCCAAGCCAUCACUUGAACUUUGGAAUGAAUCCGGACCAUGCCAGAAAUUCCUUAUCCAACUGUGGGAUUCGACAGCCAAAGUAUGGAGAUAGAAAAGUUCACCAUAUGCACAUGAGAAAAAAAGGAAUAAACACCUUGAUAAAUAUUAUGUCCCGUUUGGGACAGGAUGAUCCAGCUCCUUCCAGGAUCAAUCACAAUGAGCGUUUAGAAUUUCUGGGAGAUGCUGUGGUGGAGUUUUUAACAAGCGUCCACUUGUACUACCUGUUUCCCACCCUGGAGGAAGGGGGAUUAGCUACAUACCGCACUGCCAUCGUACAGAACCAACAUCUGGCCAUGUUGGCUAAGAAGCUGGAACUGGAUCGAUUUAUGCUUUACGCUCAUGGUCCGGACCUUUGCAGGGAGUCAGAUCUCCGCCACGCCAUGGCCAACUGCUUUGAAGCCCUAAUAGGAGCUGUUUAUUUAGAGGGGAGCCUAGAAGAAGCCAAACAAUUAUUUGGACGUUUGCUCUUUAAUGACAAGGACCUGCGGGAUGUAUGGCUUAAUUAUCCACUACACCCACUCCAACUGCAAGAGUCCAAUACUGACAGGCAACUCAUUGAGACCUCUCCAGUUCUUCAGAAGCUCACAGAGUUUGAGGAGGCAAUUGGAGUCAUUUUUACUCACGUUAGGCUACUAGCACGUGCAUUCACCCUGAGGACAGUGGGUUUUAACCAUCUGACUCUAGGCCACAAUCAGAGGAUGGAAUUCCUGGGUGACUCCAUAAUGCAGUUGGUAGCCACAGAGUAUUUAUUCAUACAUUUCCCUGAUCAUCACGAAGGGCACUUAACGCUGUUGAGAAGUUCUCUGGUAAACAACAGGACGCAGGCCAAAGUGGCAGAGGAGCUGGGUAUGCAAGAAUUUGCCAUCACUAAUGACAAGACAAAGAGACCUGUAGCUCUUCGGACUAAGACUUUGGCUGAUCUCUUGGAAUCCUUUAUUGCCGCCCUGUACAUUGAUAAAGAUUUGGAAUAUGUGCACACUUUCAUGAAUGUAUGCUUUUUUCCACGUUUAAAGGAGUUUAUUUUAAAUCAAGACUGGAAUGACCCUAAAUCUCAGCUUCAGCAGUGCUGCUUGACUCUCAGGACAGAAGGAAAAGAGCCAGACAUUCCUCUUUACAAGACUCUGCAGACCGUUGGACCUUCUCAUGCCAGGACAUAUACAGUAGCUGUUUAUUUCAAAGGUGAAAGAAUAGGAUGCGGUAAAGGCCCAAGUAUUCAGCAAGCGGAAAUGGGAGCUGCAAUGGAUGCACUUGAAAAAUAUAACUUUCCCCAGAUGGCCCAUCAGAAACGGUUCAUUGAACGGAAAUACAGACAAGAGUUGAAAGAAAUGAGGUGGGAAAGAGAGCAUCAAGAGAGAGAGCCAGAUGAGACUGAAGAAGCAAGGAAAUAAAAGGAGGGCACGGAAGCAGUGGCAUAUUUACUUACUUAAUAACUCUGACUGUGGCCUAUGGAGACCUAACCUAGUUUCUUGCAGAUGAUAAAUGAAGUGUGCCUGUUGGUAUCAAACACAAAAUCAUAAUCUCUCCUUAAAAAGUGUGUAUAUAGAGAACAUUUCUUUAGUUUGGUUUUAACUGCAAAGUUCCCCCCCGCAACUGAGAUUUGUUUUUAAGUCCUUUUAGUUUUUAUGAAAAGUUGUGGGAUUAUUUUUGUUGGUUUUAAUGUCUUGUAUGAAAUAAUAAAAUCUUAAUUUCAAAAAUCUGUAAGAAGAAUAACUGUUUAACAAAUGUCUCCUAUGUCCAAAUGCUAUUGUCAGCGAUCAGCAAAGUUACUGCAUGAACUCAGCUACAGAGGAAGAAAGUGUUGUGAUGUUAAUUCAGCAGAGCACUUAAGCAUGUAUCUCACCCAAAUCUUGCAGCUAUAUGUACUACUUUACUCUGCUAAAGCAGAGCCAUAAAUUUCUGGUCAGUACAUUGGUACAGUAACUUCAGCACAGGAAAUACUUUUGUUUUAAGCAAUGAAACUAGGAUUCCACACCUGAAGGGUGACACUACUGUGUGUGGAAGGUUGGAGUUUUGGUCUUUAAGCCAGUAUUUUAAACUUCUGGGGGAGGAGGGGGAAACCAUGGCAAUUAUGAAGCAAAGAAAUGCUAACUUUGUUUACAGAAUGUACUGAGUUUACAUUUACAAGUUUUGUGUCAUUCUCCACUUCUUUUUUAUCAUACUGAUGCCUGCUUUAAUGGGUUUCUUUGUCCAGAACAUAAUCAGUGUGGUCCUAAUUAAUAGUCAAAUAUUGUAUUAGGAAGUCCAGAACAUCCAAUUCUGCUGCAUAUGAUUCUGCAUAUGGACAACCAAUAUACAUCACCCAGCUACCUUGAUUUUGAAGUCUGUGGCUUGUAUUAGGCAGAAAGACACUUAGAAAAGGUUUGAAUCUUAUUUUGAGGUACCAAGCAAUGGAACAUCCACUGUGUCUGUUAGUGGUUUGUCCCCCUGAUUACCAGCUUCAUUGUAGACAUUUAUACCUUAUUCCUAUUUUUAAUUUUCCUGUUUCAAGCCAUUUAUUUCUGUUAUUUAUUUUCAUCUAGCUUAAAGAGUCUCUUACUAUCAUUGUAUUCUGUCUGGGAAGGUGCUGAUUUGCUGUAGUCAAGUCAUCUUUCCAUAUUCUGUUUUCUGAUGAGCAAAACAGAUGCAACUCUUAAAGCAUCUUAUUUUCUUCCUGCUUUGGAUCCUUUUUGGUGGGUCAUUUCUUCUCUUCUAGUAUGAAUAACACAGAUUUGAUGAGACGUCAGGUAGUUUCAUGGGCAUGAGUUUUGCCCAGAAAACUUCUGCAGGGUCCAUAAAAGACAACUUUUGACACAAGGGCCACCCUGCUCUGAGCAGUAGUUUCUAGUACUAUCCUAGUACUAGCUCAGCAGUUUCCUGAAGUAAUUUGCUGUAGGUGUGUGACAAAGAUCCCUGAAAGCACUUUCUUGCAGGUGCCAAAAUAGACAGUGGUGUAGCUGAAAAAUUCAAACUACAGAAAUGUCUUCCCAAAUUUUCACUUCUGAGCUAAUCAGUACAUGCAUUUUCAUAAACACAUUUUUUGUACACAUGCAACGUGAGGCAUGCUUAAAUGUGUUUUUGAAAGCUUGACCUCACAGCACUACCUGACUUCUUUCAGCUUGUACGACUGCCUUUUCUUAAUGGAUUGAUGCUUUAAAUCCAUUUCAGAAGAUGAGACAAAAAAAAAUUCUGUAAAUUGAAGAGUGAUGAUAAAACAUUAAAACAUAAAGGAAGGGAAUAAAAAAACCAACAACAUAAAAGGCAAGGAGCUGCUCUCUGCUGGAUGCUGCUGCUGUUUUAUUUUUGAGAAGUGACUGCAGCUCCUUACAGCUGCAGUCUGUAAAUAAAAAAACUGAAAUGUCUUUGAACAGCAGCAGGCUUAAAACACAAGUAACAACCAUCUCCCCCUUUUCCCCAAAUCUUGUGUGUUUCAAAUCCUUUUGUAUAAUUGCCCAUCUGCUUCUAGCAAUAGGCUGAAUUGGUGCAUUGGUGGAGGGUGACAGGCGAUUGUGUACACCAUUACUUUAUUUUCCCAUCUUAACUGUGAUCAGAGCCAUGCACUUAAAUAAAACCAGCAAUGACUUAAUUUCCAGGUGUAUGGUCACUGUGCAAAUUUCUCUUAUUUAUGAUAUGACCGGAAUACCACAGUGCAAUUUUGGGGUCAUAGUUUGAAAUUGCUUUUAUUUUCCCUCUAUAUCGUUCCAGUUUUCAGGUGUAUGAAGUAUUGUUAUUCAUACACAUUUGCAUAAAAAUAGACUGAAUUUUUCAGAUAUGCUGUUUGGGGAAGGAAUCCAUGAUUGCUUUCUCUCAGAUAGCUCUUCUUUUAGACACAGAAAUUGCUUGAAAACAAGCUAACUUUUAAAAUGAUUACCACAUUCUGUUAUUACAGUUAACAGAGCUUUGGUCUUCCACUAUAAAAUGUAAAAGAUGACCACUUUUCAUGUGUGUGGUCUAUUUUCCAUUUACCAGUUGCAAAAUAUGGGCUAGAGAGAUUUCCUGAAGAAAUCUCAUUUUCCUUGUCUUGGAGGGCAGUAAACUAAAGGAAUGGAGAAUAAACGCAUCAAACUAUCAUUUUGUCUGCAAAAAACAGUGGUUGUGAAUAUAUUUCAUCAUUCAGAUGGAUGUCUAGAAUGUCUAACAUGAACACAGUCCUUUAUAACACAGUAAGGAGACAAUGGUGUUUCUUUAAGUUGCCUUAAAUUUUGGAAAAAUAGUUACUUACCUCACGUUAAUCAACAAAAGAGUUGUAGUUUAUGACUAGACAACUUUAAUUUUUGGAGGAGGAAGAGGGGAAACGUGAAGAUGUCUCUGGCUUGUUGAUACAAUAAGGUCCUUGUUUGAUUGCUCUACAGCCUGAUCUGUUCUGAUCUAGGAGUUCUAAUUCAAGAUCAAUUGGUUUGUUUUGGGAACAAGCAGGUGAAUGAAGAAAAAGACUGUACGUAUUGUUGCUAUUAAAUUUUCCACGAGAGACUUCAGGCAUGGCUGUUACUCCCUAAAAUAACUUGGAAAGAUCAAAAGGCAAAUCUUGAUCAUCUUUCUUCUACUUCAAAGACAAUAUUUGAUUAUACAGGCUAUAUAUUUAGAUGAAUUAGGUGGUUCACUUAUAAAAACUUUGGUGAAAGUUUUAUAUAAGGGCUAUAGGGAGCUCCAGAAGGGCUUAGGGGGUUGAUCAUCUACAUCGUAUAUUCUCUUUGGUGGGGGUUGUAUUGUGAUAAAAAUUUCCAUGACUCAUACAUCCUACCCCCCACCCCAUGUUUUUUUUUUCUUUUUUUCCCUACAGGUUAUAGAUUUGUCAUCCAGCCUUCAAAGUAGUUUUGCCUAAACAGGGUAUACUAAACCAGAAGGUGAUUCCUGUUUUGUCUCCUUUAUGAGUGUUGUCUAGCUUGUAGUGAGAACUUGCAGUUGAAGAACGCUCCAGUACCUUCUGUUCACUACAAGCUUAAAUGCUUAGUUCUUGGAAUGACUGAAAUCUUAUUGUGAAUGGGCACAGAAAGAAAUGUGACAUGUCCCAUCAUUUGGUACUGGUAAUUAGUUUUCCCUGGUAAGCCUUGACUAGCAUGGCAUUGGGAUAGACAUCCUGGAGUCUGCUGUUUGUGUUGUUUCAUUUAUAGCUGGGCAAAUACGCUGAAUAACCUGGAAAGUAGCUGGCUGAAUAAUGAACUCACAUUUUCUUAUAAACCAAAAAGUAAAAUUUAUCAUAACAAUACAGUAGGUGGUGCAGGGAAUCAGAUUCCUCAUCUGUCACUGGCAUAUCUCAAUAUCCUUUAUUCUUACUGCAGAACUGUUCAUUAGACUGUCUGUCACUGAUAUCAAAUGAGUUUUGUUUGAAAGCUAGAAUAACUUGUAUUUUGAAGACCUAAUCUCCCUCUGAUGUGUAACAGCUCCCAUUAAAAUGAAGUGCAAAUCUAGAGGUGUACUGGUCACUUCGAAUUAUAGGCUGGGUAGAGACUUUUAGUUUAUCGAGAAUGGCCUUUCAUAAAUUUUCCUUAACUUUUCCCUCCCUUGUAUUCUUAUGUAUUUUGUGUUCCCAGCUUGAAUUGCAGAUGGCAUGUUUCUUAGCAAAUUUGUCAUGUUUACCAAAGUUCUUUGUCUACCUAGCAGUGAAAGGCUAGGUAAGACCAUCCAUCACAAUCUUUGUUUAGUGUUUCUCUGUAUUCCUGUUUUAGAGCAGUUCUGUAGAAAGAAAUAAGGGUGGAUGACUGUG
Molecule: messenger RNA, 8573 nt
Organism: Dromaius novaehollandiae (emu)
Lineage: Eukaryota; Metazoa; Chordata; Aves; Casuariiformes; Dromaiidae
Gene: DROSHA
Product: drosha ribonuclease III
Exons: 33
Coding region: 271-4281 (1336 amino acids)
Biological process (GO): primary miRNA processing; pre-miRNA processing; rRNA processing
Cellular component (GO): microprocessor complex; nucleus
Molecular function (GO): RNA binding; ribonuclease III activity
Source: RefSeq, a predicted model, not a curated record